Messenger RNA from Megalops cyprinoides (Indo-Pacific tarpon), 2635 nucleotides. RefSeq lists its product as uncharacterized. Bases 422 to 1429 code for a protein of 335 amino acids. The record is from RefSeq and is a predicted model, not a curated record. The transcript has 3 exons. Lineage: Eukaryota; Metazoa; Chordata; Actinopteri; Elopiformes; Megalopidae.
AUGAACGUAAUGAUUGGCUGCUUAGUUCGUAGAGUGACUUGUAGAAUAAAAAAGAAAGAUUCCAGUUUGUAGAGUAAUAUCGACAGUGAGAACUAUUGCAGUUAGCUACAGAUAAAUAGAUCACAGCGUUAAUGUAACAGGCACGCUAGUUCACAAAGAAGCAGACUUCAAAUUUGCCGCUCACGGAAGCUGAAGAAAUAGCUACGCAUUGAGUCGGUCGGCUGUAAAACGAAGCACUUUGCCUGCUUGCGAUUAAAAUAAAGAUUUAAAUAAUACAGUUUUUAUUAACUAAGGUAUCGAUACUGGUACGUAACAAUGUCGAAAAUGCGGAGUCAACGGUGGUGAAGUGGACAUGAUUUACCAUGCCUUCCAUUGAAUCCCGAGCACUUCGAUUCAAAGCAGGUAGAAUCACAGUCCAGCUAUGGAGGAAUGGAGAAGAGUCCGAGUGGAAGGAGAGGAUAAUCCGAAGCUCAAACCCUUGGCUGUAAAAGUCAAGCCGGGCGAUGAGACCUCGCCGGUCAGGGAGAGGGCGGGCGGGACCACUGGGUUGAUGCACGUUUCGUUAAAAAAGGAGAACCCAGCUGACCCGCCACCGAAGGUCCCUAGAUUCCAGUACGUGGACUUCCCUUCCUUGCACCAGUGCAUCCAGCAGCUGUCUGUACCCCCUGCAGACAGCUGGCUGACAGGCAGGUCCCAGGGGAGCAGACCUACAAACCAAGGCUCCUCCGCCUCUGGGGAACGAGUACCGAAGUUCAGGUACGUGGACUACCCCUCGCUGCACCACUGCAUCCAGCAACUGUCGGUGCCACCCCUGGAGAAAUGGAGUUUGGCUUUGCCCAAGCCGGGGAGGGACAGCAAGGCAGGACCUGGAGGACUCCUACUGCCACCUGCUGGUAAGGAGGACACCUGCUACGAGCAUCGUGUGGCAUCAGGAAAUAAGCAUGACCUGGGUGUCGCAGCGCUCCCUGGCCGCAAACCUGGUGCCAGCCUAGUCCCACACUCAGUGAUUCCGGACACCUCUCCCUGUCAACACCAGCCCUCACUGGGCGCGAGCAGGCAUCUUGAGGCCCAAACUCCCAUCCACUCUGCCACGGGACAAACCCAUUCAGGAAAGGCUGGCUCUGACUACCCACGAAAAAGACCCCCCGGUGCCAAAUUGAGAUCCUCUGGCACAGCCGCCAACAGGAAGACAGCCUCCUGGCUCUGUGCGCCUAAGAUGGGUCUGCCUGUCCAUGGGCCAUGUUCAGAGCCCGCCCCAGGCCCAGACCAAAUGCGGCCUAAGCUUUGUGGCACUGCUGAUUCACAGCAGGGCAUCCCGAAAACCCUACCCAGCACACCGCCAACCUGCGCAUUCUGCCGAAAGAGGUUUUCAGACAACGAGCUAUUGAAGACCCAUCUCAAGAGCCAUCAACAGGAGAACCCACACUGAUGCCCAACUUUGGAAAACCUCCUCCCUGGUGACCCUGCGGAAUACUUCAGGGCAGCUGCCGUUGCCUGGACUACAGCAGCCAAUCACUGCACCUAGACUGGAAACCGCACCCUAUCAGACAUGGAAGGCUGCUGCCAAAAUGAGGAAGUCCAGCCAAUAAGGGCACACCCAUAACCCAGACUAAGCUCCUGUCUUCACUUCGCCUGUUACCAGACUCAGGACAUAGGCGUGUCACUGCUCUCUGUCUCUUGAGCUGACAGACUUUAAACAGAAAAAAAGACCUGCUCUGUAGUUAAGUUUUGAAAUAGUGUGCUGUUACAUGCUGAGGUACAACAGCGUUUUCCUUAUCAAUGGUUUCCAGUAGAGACGAUGAGCACCUCGGGUACAGAUGGGUGAUGGGAACCUGCUUGUAGUUACAGUUGUUGCCUACUUUUAGUGCCUGAAAUAAUUUCCAGAUCAGACCCUUGGCAGUGGAAGUCAGGAAUAACAGGAAUUUUCAAUGGAAAAAACACACCCGGCUAUCUGUCCGGUGCAAACAGGCUUUGUGUAUUCAGAAGAGAGAUAGCUAGAUAGCUUAUAGUCAAAGUCCUAGUAUAAGCUCUUGGCAUUUGUCUUGCUCAUGCUCCCCCUUGUGGGCAGUUUGAUGUGAUGUGUUUGCUGUGUUGGCCUCCACUGUGUUAGUAACUUUGUAGGUGGCAGGCACUGUCUGCCUGGGUGAUGUGAUGCACGAGGUCAAAUGGGAAGUUACUCAGAUUUCAGUUGGCUUGUUCACUGUUGCCAUCCGAAGGUCUAAGACCUGGUUGGAUCUACUUAUCUGUCCAGAACUCAUCAUAGUUUUUUUUUCAAAACCACUCUAUAAAUGAGUGCUGUCAGACAGAUUAUAGAGCAGGGAGGAGGAUUGUUUGUGUCAUAAAUAAAACAGAAUUCUCUGACUCCCUUCAACAUUGCUAGAUUUGUUAUCAGUUGCUCUCAACAAAAACUGACCCCCAGCCAACCCUCUUAGUUUCAGAACUGGCAACAAAGUUGCUAAUUUGGCAACACUGGGAAAGUAGAUCUGCCACUGCCAUAUAAUGGUAGGGAACACAGUGGGUGGAGUUAAGACUCAGCAAGUUCAAGGGAGACAAAGCACUUGUGACGACCAGCCUUACUGAGUUAAGUCCAGAUCUGGGUCUCUAUAAAAACUCUGACUUUGUUCAUGCUGCAACC